Phoenix dactylifera (date palm) is the source of this 3045-nucleotide messenger RNA. NCBI's taxonomy places the organism in Eukaryota, Viridiplantae, Streptophyta, Magnoliopsida, Arecales, Arecaceae. The record is from RefSeq and is a predicted model, not a curated record.
CUUGUUUUUCAAAGAAAGGAGGGGAGAGAGAGAGAGAGAGGGAGCCGCAAAGAGGCGGAGGAUCGGCGAAAGCGAGUGGAUUGGCGUCGGAGAUAAGGAAUUGUCUCGAAGGAAAGAACGCAAGGAAGGAAUCUCUCUCGCUCCACAAUCAUCCUUAGAGGAAGAAGAGGAGAAGAGAGAGAGAGAGAGAGAGAGAGAGAGAGAGAGAGAGAGAGAGAUUUGGGAAGGAGAAAAGAAUGAAGGUGAGAGAUCUUUUCGAAGGAGGAAGGAGAGAAGAAACAGGAAGGAAGGGAGGAAGGAGCGUGUGCCGUGGCCUCGGUUGGAUCCAGGUAUUGAAACCCUAGCUCUGGUGAGUACCAAGCAACGUGCUAGGCAUGGGCUACUUCUUCUCCAUCUCUCGUCUCAUCUUUUUUUUUUCUCUCCCAAAUCCGUGGCUUCCCUCUACCAAGCACGUCAGACGAGCAAGAUCCGCUGUCGACCGCCUCCAUCCAACAAAAAUCGGAGGUUGUUCGGCAUUUCUACACCGAAAUGGCAUGAUUUUUUUUUUCCGCUGCAGCGGGUGAUUCAUACAACACAUACAUGGAUACACGGACACCCAAUAAAGCCGGAAAAUAUAAUAUUACAAUCCUCCUCGCAGCUCUCCAUUUUCUGCCCAUAUGGUGCAUAUAUGGUCAUUUAGUCUGCAGGCCUCGUUGGCUUCUCUAAAUAUAUAUUUAGAGCCGACAACUCUUCCAGCUGAUGAUUGUAGCUGAAUUAUUUUUCAAAAUAACUAAACUAGCUGAUAGCACACGAUGAGCACAUUAGAAAUCAGCCCGGACAACCCAUAGCUCCGCAUAGAAAAUCAUGCAAUUAAAUAUUUGGCAACCUCUCGCUGCCACAAUUUUUAAAUGGAUUUCUAAUGACGAAAUCCGCUCGAUCUUUUUACCUUAUUCAACACUGACCGACCAAAAUUGAUCAGGUGAAGAACACCCUGCGGAAUGCUGCCGCAUAAUGAAAUGGCAUGGCGUGAUUUCUGAGCGUUUUCUAAGCGAGGAGAGAGGGAUAGAUGAUCAUGGCCGCCGCUACGAGGCUGCGCCUCCUGGGAAGACCGAGAUUCACAAGACAAUGCCACCAGCAACCAGCACGAGUUCAAUCGCUCCUUGAUGUCAUCUCCACGGGCGUCGGCGGCCUCGAUGACAUGGAAGCCAGCCUUAACCGUCUGGGAGUCGCCGUCGCCCCUUCCCUCGUCACCCAGGUCGUCGACUCCUAUACAAGCAGCGGCGGCGGCGGCGGCGGCGGCGGCAGACGGCUCCUACGGUUCUUCUCCUGGUGUCGGAGACGGAGCCGCGAGAGAUUGGGGGACGAGGUCUUCGAUCACGCCAUUCGAGCCUUCGCGGGGAUGAAGGACCUCACCGCCAUGGAGAUCACCAUCUCCGAUCUCGAGGAGGAGGGCCGGAAGAUGACCUUGGAGACGUUCGUCCUGGUGACCGAGACCCUCGUGAGGUCAGGCAGGGAGGACGAGGCCGUCCGCCUGUUCCGGAGCAUGGAAUCCAAGCAGCUGCUGCCUCCGUCCUGUAUCCCAUCCAUCGUCCACGCGCUGUGCGCCAGGGGCCACGCUCGCAAGGCCCGGGGCAUCGUCUGGCACCACAGGGACGAGCUCCAGGCGGCGCCUGCGGCCAUCGCCGCCGACAUCCACCGUAGCCUUCUCCACGGGUGGUGCGUCCAUGGGAACGCCAGGGAGGCCCGCCGAGCCAUGGACGAGAUGAGGUCGCUGGGAAUCCGCCCGGGCCUCGCCUCUUACAACUCCCUCCUCCGCUGCAUCUGCCAGAGGAACCUCAGGUUCAACCCCUCCGCCCUCGUCCCGGAGGCCGCCGAUCUGAUGUCGGAGAUGCGGGCCUCCGGCGUCUCCCCGACCACCGUCAGCUUCAACAUCCUCCUGUCCUGCCUCGGCAGGGCGAGGAGGGUGAAGGAGGCCUACCGGAUCCUCCACUCCAUGCGACAGCUGGGGGAGUCUGGAUGCGCACCAGACUGGAUGAGCUACUAUAUCUUAGUGAGGGUUCUCUACCUCACCGGGAGGUAUGUGAGAGGCAACAGGCUCGUGGAUCAGAUGCUCGAGGAAAGGUUGUCGCCGGGGGCGAGGUUCUACCGCGGUCUCGUCGGCGUCCUUUGUGGGGUGGAGAGGAUGGACCACGCCCUCAAGGUGUUCGAGAGAAUGAAGAGGUGCUGUGAGCAGGACCAGGGGCCGACCUAUGAUCUGCUGAUAGAAAAGCUCUGCAGGAAUGGAAGAUUUGACGCAGGGAGGCGUCUCUGGGAGGAGGCUGCGGAGAGGGGCAUCAUUCUCCAGUGCUCCAAGGAUCUCUUAGAUCCUUCUAAGACUGAGGUUUUCAAGCCGAGGGAGUCCGCAGUGAAGCUGAGUCCACGGGACUACAAGAGGGCAGUGCAGAAACGAAAGAAAGAUUGGCGUCUCACUAUACAGUGCAAGUACGCCAUGAGAAGUCAAAAUACAAAACACGAGCUAGGCUCUGGAAAAUGUAGGAAGUGCCGUCCCAUAAAAAGGCUCCGGUGUGAUGUGCUGCAAAGAAGGCGACCCAAUCAGCUACACUGUUCGCCUCUCGAAAUAUAUGUGUGACCCAAAAUGCGUCGAAACCCUUCAGAAUGUGGUAUACAUUCCAGACUAGUAGAUGUAGAUCUGAUCUAGUACGCAUAUUCCUGAUCCAAUUAAUUAUUGUAGCCGAAUCACCCUUCAAGAGUAUCCGCCGAGCUUCCAAAUGCACUCUAGCGUAAACAAGGUCUUUCCAUGCUGCGCGCAGCUCCGCCAUUGGGACCAACUCAUCAAAUAUAUGUCGUCCUCCUGCCGCAAUCAUCUAGAGAUUCUAGUCCCCGAUCACAAAGUCCACACUACAGCUAUUACUGCUCUUUGAAAUGCUACCGUCAAAAUUCAUCUUGAGAAAAUCAUAAUUCAGUAGCAAGAUGCUGCUUUCUAAACGAGUUUUGGAAAGUUCUUUCCGAACCUCAAGGUGAAGCGUAUCAGCAUUUUUAUAAAGGGAGAACCUCUUUUACGACAUC